AUGACUUCAACCCAACAGCGCAGUUCAAAUGGAGCAUAUGUUAAUAAAAAUAGAAUUGAUCCAAAGAUCAAUUUUGCAUUAAAUAUAUCUGAUAUUGUUAGUAUUGGCUGUUGUGAUAUUACAAGUAAAGAAGAUUUUACUUAUGAAAUAACAACACUUGUAUUGUUGAAAGCAUCAAAAAAAAGAACCACAAUCAAUACUGAUAGUGAAGUACCAGCCAAAGUUAUUAAAAUUGUUGAUGAUAAAAAUGAAAAUAUUAAAGCUAAAAAAUCAACAGCAGAUUUAUUACCUCAUUUAAUAAAUUCUACAAAUGACAAUCAAGAACUUGAAGAAAAUAAAAAUAAAAAAAAAGAAUUUCCAAAUCAAAUUACCAUAAAAUCAACAGCAAACAAUACAGCUGAUCCAUCGAGUCAAAAUAAUAAUACUUCCUGUUCAACAUACAAAAGUGAAAUUCUAAAUAAAAGUCAAAUAAAAGAAGAAGUUAAUGAACAACAUAUUAACGAUUUAAAUGAAUUAAUCAAUGAUGAUAUAUUAGAUGACAUAAGUGAAGUAUUAAAUAACGAUCUAUUUAAAGAUUUAGAUGAAGAAAUUGAUCAAGCAACUAAAUCAAUGAUUAUUGAAGAGGAGAAAAAAUCAACAGAUGAAAAAGAAAACAAUAAAUCAAGUGACAAAUCAGCUAAAAAACUUGAUGAUAAAAAGACAAAAAUAUCGAAUCAAGUUCAUUUAUCUAGUAUUGGAAAAAAUAAAAAUUUAUCAAAACAAAAUAACACAUCUUUCAGUUCAAUAAAAAAUACCAGUAUAGACAAGGCAUCAUCAUCAGUCAGCAAGUCUAAAAAUGUCAAAAAAAUUCAACAAAUUGAAGCACCAUUUUGUCCAAAAAGUGGACGACAAAGUGUCUCUUUAUCAGUUACAGCUUAUAAUAAUACAUCAAUAAAAACAAGGUUACAAAGACGUUCAACUAACAAAAAAAAAGGUUCAAUUAAAAAUCCUCAAGCAAUUAUAACUGGUAUGCCAAGUGGUAAAGCAAAAUCUUCACCAUUAACAGAAGAACAACAACAAGAAAGAUUGAAGAAGCUAAAAAAAAUUAAAUAA
This is a messenger RNA of Aphidius gifuensis, 1092 nucleotides long. Its product is annotated as bromodomain-containing protein DDB_G0270170-like. The record is from RefSeq and is a predicted model, not a curated record. The transcript has 4 exons. NCBI's taxonomy places the organism in Eukaryota, Metazoa, Arthropoda, Insecta, Hymenoptera, Braconidae. The coding region runs from base 1 to 1092 and encodes 363 amino acids.